Hyla sarda is the source of this 4460-nucleotide messenger RNA. RefSeq names its product myosin binding protein C3 (gene MYBPC3). Gene Ontology annotation, molecular function: myosin heavy chain binding. The transcript has 33 exons. The record is from RefSeq and is a predicted model, not a curated record. Lineage: Eukaryota; Metazoa; Chordata; Amphibia; Anura; Hylidae. Bases 1 to 4116 code for a protein of 1371 amino acids.
AUGGCUCAAUAUGAGGAGCUUGGGAAGCAGCUCAGAGGAAUAAGAGCGGAUUUAAAAUUUGCCCGCUACCAAGUGGAUCAGUCAUCCAGGGCCAAGAAGGCAGCAUCUGCCGCUAAGGUAAAAACAUUAAAGAAAAAAGUGGAGGAGAUUGUGCGGAUGAGGUCUGACAUUGUGGAAGGUGCCGGCAUUUUCCGUGAGAAAUUUGUCCAUGGUGCUCGUUUCUCUGGUAUGCCGGUCUCCAGAGACGAUGAUGAUGAUGAUUGCCAGAGUGAGAAGGAGGAGAUGGAGGAAGGUGAAGGAGCUUUUACCAAGAAGCCAAAAUCUUCAGAGGUUGUGGUGGGAGAUUCCAUUACCUUUGAGGCUGAGAUAGAAAAAGCUGGUCUUAAGGUGAGGUGGCAGAAAACUAAUGUAGACAUCGCCCCUAGUGACAAAUAUAUCAUCAAGGCUGAUGGAAAUAGCCACUCAUUGACCAUCAACAAUGCUAGUGCAGAGGAUGAAGUUGUCUACGCCAUCAUUGCCGGGACCUCAAAGGUGAAGUUCGAACUCAAAGCCACAUUAUCAGGUGUCACACAGACCUUCAUAAUCUGCCUGUUGCUUACAACCUAUCCAAAACCUAACAGCACGGGUAUGAAUAACCUUUGGGAAUGGUAUGAUGUGAAAGGAAAAGCCAAAGUGGCUCCAGCCCCGGCAGCUCCAGCUGCUGCUGCACCAGCUCCAGCACCAGAGGCACCAGAGGCCCCAGCACCUGCUCCAGAAGCCCCAGCACCUGCUGCUCCAGCUCCUGUUCCAGAAGCACCAGCUCCUGCUGUAGAAGAGAAACAAGAUGCCCCACCUGCAGAGGCUCCUGCACCCCCACCCCCGGAGCCUCCUAAAGAUGAAAUUGGACUGUUCUUGGAGAGACCAGUUGAUGGAGAAGUUGCUGUUGAUGCAAACAUAAAAUUUACAGCAAAGGUUAAUGGUGCCAAUCUGAUGAAGAAACCAGUGGCAAAAUGGUUCAAGGGCAAGUGGAUGGACCUUUCCAGCAAAGUGGGCAAACACCUUCAGAUCUCUGAAACAUAUGACCGAAACACCAAGAUUUACACUUUUGAGAUCCAUAUUAUCAAGGCUAAGACCACUUAUGCCGGAGGAUACAGAUGUGAAGUGUCCAGUAAAGACAAAUUUGACAGCUGCAACUUUAAUCUAAAUGUGACCGAAGUCAGCAAUGCUGGCAAUUUCGAUAUUCGCUCUGCAUUCAAACGCACUGGAGAUGGAACUGAAGAAGCUGGAGAACUGGACUUCAGUGCUCUUCUCAAGAAAAGCAAUGAGGCAAAGCAGGAGGCUGAGCCAGAUGUAGAUGUUUGGGAAAUCCUGAAAAAAGCCCCCCCUUCAGAGUAUGAGAAGAUUGCUUUCCAGUAUGGCAUCACUGAUCUCCGUGGGCUCCUAAAACGUCUGAAGAAGAUGAAGAAAGAGGAGAAGAAGAGUGAUGCUUUCCUGAAGAAGCUGGAUCCUGCAUACCAAGUGGAAAAGGGUCAGAAGAUGAAGCUAGUUGUGGAAGUGGCAAACCCUGAUGCAGAGGUAAAAUGGUUGAAGAAUGGUCAAGAGAUCCGUGUUACUGGAAGCAAGUACAUCUUUGAGAGCAUUGGGAAUAAAAGGAUUUUGACUAUUAACAACUGCUCGCUGGCUGAUGAUGCAGCAUAUACUUGUGUCAUUGGAGAGGAGAAGUGUUUUACUGAACUGUUCGUAAAAGAACCACCAGUUCUGAUCCUCCGUCCUUUAGAAGACCAAGUGGUUAUGGUAGGAGAAAGAGUGGAGUUUGAAUGUGAAGUAUCAGAGGAAGGUGCACAAGUGAAAUGGGAGAAGGAUGGAGUGGAGCUGACCAGAGAGGAGACCUUUAAAUAUCGCUUUAAGAAAGAUGGGAAGAAACAUUUCCUCAUUAUUAACGAGUCAACCUUGGAAGAUAGUGGCAACUAUAUUGUAAAGACCAAUGGAGGAGACUCCCUUGCUGAGCUGAUGGUUCAAGAAAAGCAGCUAGAAAUCCUGCAGGGUGUAGCUGAUCUAACAGUGAAGUCCAAGGAACAGGCUGUAUUCAAGUGUGAGGUGUCAGAUGAGACUGUCACAGGAAUAUGGGUGAAGAACGGAAAAGAGGUUAUUCCUAACAAUAGGAUCAAAAUCACCCACAUUGGAAGAGUUCACAAGCUGACCAUUGAUGAUGUGGUAGCAUCAGAUGAAGGAGACUAUUCCUUCAUUCCCAAUGGAUUUGCCUUCAACCUUUCUGCAAAACUGCACUUUAUGGAGGUGAAAAUUGACUUUGUUCCCAGACAAGAACCUCCAAAGAUUAAGUUGGACUGUGCGUCCGGUAAUGCUGACACCAUCAUUGUUGUUGCUGGGAAUAAGCUGCGUCUUGAUGUACCUAUCACUGGAGAUCCAGCACCUGUUGUGAUCUGGAGUAAGGGAGAUAAGAUCGUUUCAGAAGCUGAUGGCAGAGUCCAUGUGGAGACCCAACCAGACCACUGUGUGUUCACCAUUGAAGGGGCGGAAAAGUCAGAUGAAGGGUUAUAUACUGUCCUGGUUAAGAAUGCAGCGGGAGAGGACAAGGCUACCAUUAAUGUUAAAGUAAUUGAGGUCCCAGAUCCACCCGAGUCCCCCAAGAUCCUGAACAUUGGAGAAGACUUCUGCACCGUUGAGUGGGAAGCACCCAAGUAUGAUGGAGGCAUGCCAAUCACAGGUUACAUUUUGGAGAGGAAGAAGGUGAAAAGUUAUCGUUGGAUGCGUCUUAACUAUGACCUGGUGAAGGAGUUGACCUAUGAAUCUAAACGCAUGAUUGAAGGUGUCAUCUAUGAGAUGAGGAUCUUUGCUGUGAAUGCCAUAGGAAUGUCUCAGCCUAGCCAGCCUUCUCAGCCAUUCAUGCCAAUUGCUCCUACAAGUGAACCAACUCAUCUGACAGUAGAGGAUGUCAGUGACACCAGCAUUACACUGAAAUGGAGGCCUCCAGAAAGGAUUGGUGCAGGAGGACUGGAUGGAUACAUGGUGGAAUACUGCAAGGAGGGUUCUUCUGAAUGGGUCCCUGCACUACAAGGCCUGACUGAAAGAACAUCUUCUCUGAUCCGAGAUCUUCCUACUGGGGAGAGACUCACCUUCAGGGUCAGAGCAAUCAACUUGGCAGGACCCAGUGAGCCAUGCACCAUGAAAGAGCCUGUCACUAUCCGGGAGAUCAUGCAACGACCAAAGAUUUGGCUCCCACGAUUCUUGAGACAGAAACUUGUGAAAAAAGUUGGAGAGACAGUGAAUAUUGUCAUACCCUUCCAGGGAAAACCUCGCCCUGUGGUCACCUGGUUGAAAGACGGGCAGCCUAUUGAUCCAAAACAGGUUGGCAUCAGAAACAGUGAGGCUGACACCAUUUUGUUCAUCAGAACUGCUGAGAGGCACCACUCUGGAGAAUACCAGGUUAAAAUCCAGAUUGAGAAUUGUGAGGACACUGCCACCAUCCGUAUCCAGAUUGUAGACAAGCCCAGCCCUCCUCAGAACUUGAAGAUUGUGGAAAUAUGGGGAUUCAAUGUUGCCUUGGAAUGGUCUCCACCUCAAGAUGAUGGAAAUACUGAGAUUACUGGCUACACUAUCCAAAAAGCAGACAAAAAGACAAUGGAAUGGUUCACAGUCUAUGAACAUUACAGACGUCUUAACUGCGUUGUGUCGGACUUGAUCAUGGGUAAUGAGUACUUCUUCCGAGUAUUCAGUGAGAACUUGUGUGGUUUAAGCGAGAAUCCUGCCACCUCCAAGAACAGUGCAUAUAUCCAGAAAGCAGGAACUUCCUACAAACCUCCCAACUACAAAGAACAUGAGUUUGCGGAGGCUCCUAAAUUCACACAUCCUCUUGUUAGCCGCUCGGUAGUUGCAGGAUACAAUGCAACCCUCAGCUGUGCUUUGCGUGGUAUACCAAAGCCAAAAAUCACUUGGUACAAGAAUAAGAUGAACCUCUCUGGGGAGGCCCGUUACCGCUCCUUCAGUAAGCAGGGAGUGCUUACUCUGGAGGUGAGGAAGCCCAGUACAUUUGAUGGUGGCGUCUACACAUGCAGAGCUGUAAAUGAGCAUGGAGAAGCUGAGACUGAAUGCCGCCUGGAAGUUCGACUGCCUCAGUAGAUUGGAGUGAUUUAUGAUGACAGUGAAGGAAGACUUCAGACGUGGAAAUGGUGCAAUCUACACAACGCAGUAGUCACUGAUACAGUAUUUACACGUGUACAAUUUAGUACAGUCCAGACAAUAUGAUGUCAAUAUGAUGUAAUGAUCAUAUCACUGUCAUAUGCCACUAUGAUGCAUUAGCUUGAAAUGUUCUUUUUUGUUUUGUUCUUUUUUGUUUUCUAAAUAUUAUGGAGGAUGUGGGAUGUGAAUCUUGGCUACAGUCAUACUGAGGAAAGAUGAUGAUGUAUCAAUAAAAUGCAUAAGGGCUUUACAUGGGCUGAGAAAGUGAAAUAAAAAAAUAAAAA